Messenger RNA from Rosa chinensis, 1855 nucleotides. RefSeq lists its product as uncharacterized. The coding region runs from base 157 to 1659 and encodes 500 amino acids. The transcript has 9 exons. The record is from RefSeq and is a predicted model, not a curated record. Lineage: Eukaryota; Viridiplantae; Streptophyta; Magnoliopsida; Rosales; Rosaceae.
ACAGUAGUCUUUGCCGUACGUUAAGAAACUCUCUCUCUCUCUCUCUCUAGAGUUGGAUAACAAAAUUCAUCAGUAAUUUGAAUCUUCCCCAAAACCCUAAAAUUCCAAUUCCAAUUCCAAUUCAAUUCAUUGAUUCUCAAUCCAGGCUCUGAGUGUAUGAUGCAAGAUAGAACCUCCGCGCCCACCGAAACGACGCCGUUGGUGGCUCAGAAUGAUCAUUUAAGAAGUGAUGGGCUAAUCCCUCAACUAUUUACCUCUGUACCAGCUUUCAGUGAAGCUGCCUCUUAUCUGUCUCAGACAACUUCAUUAUUUACCCAAUGUUUCACUGAUAAUUCUGUAGAACCUUCUUCUGGAGAUUUUGGGGAUUCCAAUUUACAUGCUCAGGAAUUGGUGACCUUUUCAUCUGGAGAAACUAGGGGCUCUCAUGCUAAAUCUAGUGAUAAUGUGUCUUCAAGUGGAAAUUCAUUAUCUGCAGAGUCAUCUCAUACUGCAACCGACGCUCCCUCUACACUUGAUGGAACAAUGGAAAACUCUCCCGCAAAUUCAUCUCAAACUUCUAGUGCCAUUAUAGAAUCUAAUCAUGGCCAAAGUGGCAUUUCUAUCUUCCAAGGUCUUAUUGAUCGGGUGCGAAGAACUGUUCGUGGGUCUGCGGAUGAUAUAGGAUGGCUACAGCGUGAUCCUACUAUGCCCUCUGUUGAAGAGGGAACUGAAAGGUUCAUGGAAAUUCUGGGGGAUAUCAGGCAUGGUGUUCACAGAUUGCCAAACUCGAUGGUUUGUUUGUUGGUUCCAGGUCUUUUCAGCAACCAUGGACCACUAUAUUUUGUAAAUACAAAAAUGAGUUUGUCAAAGCUUGGACUGGCCUGUCAUAUAGCCAAAAUUCAUAGUGAGGCUUCAGUUGAGAAAAACGCUCGAGAGAUAAAAGAAUACAUUGAGGAAUUCUAUUGGGGUUCGAAAAAGCGUGUGUUAGUUCUUGGACAUAGCAAAGGGGGAAUAGAUGCAGCUGCUGCUAUGUCGUUGUAUUGGCCUGAUUUGAAAGAUAAGGUUGCUGGAUUGGUGUUAGCACAAAGUCCAUAUGGUGGUAGCCCAAUUGCUACAGAUAUCUUGCGAGAGGGACAGCUUGGUGAUUAUGUAAACUUACGGAAGCUAAUGGAGAUUCUGAUCUGCAAAGUAAUUAAGGGUGAUUUGCAAGCUCUGGAAGAUUUAACUUAUGACAGAAGAAGAGAGUUUCUGAAGAAACAUCCGUUGCCAAAGGAACUCCCUGUUGUUUCAUUUCAUACUGAAGCUGCCAUUUCUCCUGCUGUGUUAGCUACAUUAUCUCGCGUAGCACAUGCUGAGCUACCUAUGGUUGCUCCUGCAGGCCAACCGGCAAAACUUCCAGUAGUGAUACCUCUUGGCGCAGCUAUGGCUGCCUGUGCCCAGCUUCUGCAGGUCAGAUAUGGCAAGAAGAGUGAUGGACUCGUCACAUGCUGUGAUGCAGAAGUUCCGGGAUCCAUUGUUGUGCGGCCAAAACGUAAAUUGGACCAUGCCUGGAUGGUUUAUUCAUCAAUGCAAGAUGACCCUUCGGAGGCAGAUGCUUCUCAAGUGUGUGAAGCUCUUCUGAUGUUGCUUGUAGAAGCCGAGCAGAACAAGAGAAAGGACGAUGAAAGGAAAGAUGAUUGAGCUGAUGUGCUUCACUUUUCGUCCCAUUGUUCUUCUGUUGUAAUAUUGUUGUAGGUAUUUUUACCCUUUGUACAUAGCUGAAGCUUUGGCUCAAUGAAUAACCUCCCACGUUUAGUCCCUUUUCCAGUCUUUCUUUUCAUUCAAUUGGAGGAAAGUUAAAUGACUAUCAAACAUGGAAACACAGUUGUUCAAUCGA